CUUGAAGACCACUGCGUUGCCUAUCUGUUUGUUUGUUAGUUGGAGAUGGAGUUGACUAUCCCGGUUGAACAGAUUGGAUCCGAACACCAAAAGAUUCCGGCACUGUUAGUUGGUAUUGAAAAAACGGUGUGUACAAUACGGUAUACUGCAAAUCACUGUACAAUUAAAGUCGGUCUUUCCGAGCUUCAAUUGGCCCCAAAUGCGUUUUCGAUCAACGACAAGCUGGAUAUCCGAUCUGGUUCGUCUGAAAAUGAGGAAAUGCCUCAUAAUUCAAACCAUAACUUCUCACCCAGAGAUCCUGUUGAGGUCUGGCUAGAUUCUGGUUCGACUGCAAAGAAAAAAAGUACAACAGAUGUAGAAACGAGCGACCCUGUGGAAAGUAUGUCUAGUGGUCCACCUGGGGCGUGGUGGCCUGGUCGAGUUCUUACCAUACAAGGUGGCUUCGCACAUGUCGAGGUUGCUGCCCCAUUACAGGAGUACACUGGUGUAGAAGAUAAACCAACUGCACAUGCCAUGCCUCAUUUAAUUGGACUUGGUUCUGUAGUCUUGCCAUAUCGCUCAACUCUUGUCAAGGUAACGGAAAUUCGAGUUCCAUGGAAUGGCAAAUUUCCGUGUGAUCAUACGGAGGAUCGAUCUCAAGCAGGUACUUUGACGCCAGGCUUCAUUAAGGAUAACUUAGUCGAAUCGAAUAAUUUGUUAAUCCCAGGAGUCCUUCAUCGCCACAGUAUUUGCAUUCCAGCUUACUUGUAUCGAUUAGCAGCCAAUCCAGAAUCGCAUUCAACUUUAGCUAAAUUUUGUAGUGCUCCUUGCCUUAUCCAGUGUGAUUCUGAACCAUUUCUCCCAGGGACGUUUGCGAAACUGAUACUAGGAGAUAAAGAGGGAUCAAAUGGAUCUGGACGACACACACCAGUUCAUGCAGACUAUGGAUCAAUGAGUCCUUCCUUGUGUCUAUCGACAUAUACAUGGCCUUCACCAUCUCUGAUAUCACAAGCAGCUAUGAUGAAUGUUCCGUAUAUUGCCGGAACUCUGAGUCCAGCAGGGAUUACAGACCCAAACAUCCUCUUGACAGGUCUACCUGGAGCCAAUGGACCUCUUGUACUGCUCCAUAUCUGGUCCGGUUCGUCUGAAGCAAUUCGACGCGCAACUUUCUUAGAAUUGGGCCACAUUCGUUUGUUGGCUGUUCGAUUUCAUUUGCUAAGAAAUUUAUCCAAAGGGGAAACUGGUGAUCUGGAAUUGUCCAACAGCGGUGAACUAGAUGUUGAAGAUGGCGAUGCUCCUGCAAUUCAUUGUAAACCUAUAAGUAUGCCAGCAACUGUGUCCAGUGACAAACAAGCGUCUGGCGGAAUGAUUAUUGGUUAUGAAUGUCGUUUCCGAAUUUUGCCACAUUUGAUUGGUCUUGCUAUUGGGCAUCGUGGUGCAACUAUUCAAGAAGCUCGAGGAAUACCUGGAGUUCGUGCGGUGGAUCUUCUUUUUGAUGGAAUUGUCCAUGUAGAAGCUGAGACUAUUGAAGCAUGUCACGCGGUGAGAAAUCUUUUGGAUUUCACUGAAGUUGAAAUUCCAGUCCAACCACGAUUAGCAAGUAGACUGAUCGGAUCAAAAGGCAUGAAUAUUCGCAAAUUAGCAGAAGCCGCAGGUGUUCGGCGAGCUAAGCUACUUGAUCCUUUCGCUAGAAAGCGCAGACUAAUGGCUCAACGUCAAAGUCAUUGCCCAGUACGUGUUGACUUGGAACGUGGAGGUUCUGUAACGGAUGGUGAUGCUCAUGAAGACACAUCAAACGGUGAAGAAACUGACAACGGGAACGAAAAGCUUUCUGUCAAUCUUGACGGUUACUUGAAUGAUGAUAAGAACUCCGGUGGUAUCGUCGACUUAUCCCCUGCUUUCUCUCUUGUUGGUACACGUUCAUCUGUUGCGAAAAUGCGUCUACUACUUGAAUUCCAAGCAGAUAAUUGGAAUGAAUUAGAUGAAUUAGAAGAAGCCAGAAGAUCGUUGUUUAGUCAGUUGCGUCAAACCAAUCAACUCAAUCACCAGUCGGAUUCUGCAUCACCUACUCGCAUUUCGAAUGGCAGGCCUAGUAGAGGUGGUGGGAAUUUCGGAAGGAAUCGAACUGUGGGUCGCGGUCGUCGACAACCUGAGAGCUUUGUUCCUGAGCAAUCUGUGGAUGAAAAAGAAGUAUCUCAUCCACCUAAUGCGCAUGGGCAACACCUGCGUGGCAAAAAUAUCCACCAGUCAGAUGUACCCAAUAAUAAUAUGAAAAAUCGUCAAUCAUCAGUCAAUGAUUCGUAUUCUUGUUAUUCUAACGGUGUGAUGUCAACCGGUGAUCAUGGAAAUCCACAAGCUGACAAUAAAGCUAUUAAAAAUGAUAAUUUGGGCGCACAUAAUGUAAAUGACGACCAAACAUCAAAACAGAAUAACGGUACCUCUAGACGUAGUCAAAACCGUAAUAAGGCAAGAGCAAGUUAAUAUUUGCGGAUUUAUGAUAUUUCACCAAGAUCUUAUGGUGUCCUUUUACAUACGUUGCCUUUUGUUCCAAAAGCUAACUAUUUUGAGUUAAAAUGUGCUUUCUUAAAGUUAUUAGGUUUAUCUUUCCACAAAAUGUUCAUAAUCGUAUGCAGUGUAGAUGGUCUUCCUCCUAGUAUUCUGCAUAAAUGCUCUUUCAUUUUCAGACUGCAUCUCAAUAAUGACAGGACAUCAUGUGUUUGUUUAGAUAUCCGCUUAGCCUUUUGAAGUGCAUUUACACGCGCGCCACCACUGUGUAAUUAAACAUGACUUUGUUUCUCUAACCAGUCUGUACCUUUUUACAUUGCAACCUCAAAUUGACUGACGAUUAUCUUUUAGCUUUUCUCUACCACCAUCCAUUGAUAAAUUUUGAUCUUUGAAAAUAAGAUUGUUGGUUUUGCGUAUUAUUUUUUCGAUGUGGAGGUGGGGCAAAUCAUUUCUUCAGUAAACAACAUGAUUUUAAACAUUGGGAAUCUGUCGUGUUUCUGCUUGAACAUCGAUAAUUGAAAAUUGUAACACGUAGGUGUGUUGAUAGAAACACUUAGUUUAAAUUUAAGUUUCGAGCCUGAGUGUCUCAGAGAUUACACAUUAUUUGAUGUUUC
Schistosoma spindalis is the source of this 3098-nucleotide messenger RNA. Lineage: Eukaryota; Metazoa; Platyhelminthes; Trematoda; Strigeidida; Schistosomatidae. The record is from the annotation of a GenBank genome assembly.